CGAGUGAGACACAAGAAAAGCUUGCGCGCCACCGCCCUCCUCGGGAGAGAGGCUGGAGUGAGGCUGAGCGGAGAACCGCAUUUCAAUGAGGACCAGCUCCAGUGCAUCAGUGCACUAGCAGCGGCCGCAGCUUCCAGACGCUCUUGCUCCGCAACCCCAGCCGCGCCCAGCCAGGCGAGGACAGCUCCAGCAGCCGGCCACAGACAACCCAGCCUCCACCCGAGACCGGUUCCAUACACAAGCCAGCCAUGUCGUUCGGCAGAGAUAUGGAGUUGGAGCAUUUUGAUGAGCGGGACAAGGCGCAGAGGUACAGCAGGGGCUCCCGUGUGAACGGCCUGCCCAGCCCCACACACAGCGCCCAUUGCAGCUUCUACCGCACCCGCACACUGCAGACGCUCAGCUCCGAGAAGAAAGCCAAGAAGGUUCGAUUCUACAGAAAUGGUGACCGCUACUUCAAAGGAAUUGUGUACGCCAUCUCCCCAGACCGCUUCAGAUCCUUCGAAGCCCUGCUGGCUGAUUUGACCCGAACUCUCUCGGAUAAUGUGAAUUUGCCCCAGGGAGUGAGAACCAUCUAUACCAUCGAUGGGCUCAAGAAGAUCUCCAGCCUCGACCAGCUGGUGGAAGGUGAAAGUUACGUCUGCGGCUCCAUCGAGCCCUUUAAGAAGCUGGAGUACACCAAGAAUGUGAAUCCCAACUGGUCCGUGAACGUCAAGACCACCUCAGCCUCCCGCGCAGUGUCCUCCCUGGCCACUGCCAAGGGAGGACCCUCGGAGGUCCGGGAGAAUAAGGAUUUCAUUCGACCCAAGCUGGUCACCAUCAUCAGAAGUGGGGUGAAGCCACGCAAGGCUGUGAGAAUCCUGCUGAACAAGAAGACGGCCCAUUCCUUCGAGCAGGUUCUCACUGACAUUACCGAUGCUAUCAAGCUGGACUCGGGUGUGGUGAAGCGCCUGUACACCCUGGAUGGGAAGCAGGUGAUGUGCCUUCAGGACUUUUUUGGUGACGAUGACAUUUUUAUUGCAUGUGGACCAGAGAAGUUCCGUUACCAGGAUGAUUUCUUGCUAGAUGAAAGUGAAUGUCGAGUGGUGAAAUCAACUUCUUACACCAAAAUAGCAUCGGCGUCCCGCAGGGGCACAACAAAGAGCCCAGGACCUUCCCGGAGAAGCAAGUCCCCAGCCUCCACCAGCUCAGUUAAUGGAACCCCUGGUAGUCAGCUGUCUACUCCACGCUCGGGCAAGUCACCAAGUCCAUCACCCACCAGCCCAGGAAGCCUGCGGAAGCAGAGGAUCUCUCAGCAUGGCGGCUCCUCUACUUCACUUUCAUCCACAAAAGUCUGCAGCUCGAUGGAUGAGACCGAUGGCCCUGGGGAAGGUGAUGAGCUUGGGAGAAGGCACAGCUUGCAGAGGGGAUGGAGGAGGGAAGAGUCUGACGAAGGCUUCCAGAUUCCUGCCACAAUAACAGAGAGAUACAAAGUCGGGAGAACAAUAGGAGACGGAAAUUUUGCUGUUGUCAAGGAAUGUAUAGAGAGGUCGACUGCUCGGGAGUAUGCCCUGAAAAUUAUCAAGAAAAGUAAAUGCCGAGGCAAAGAGCACAUGAUUCAGAACGAGGUCUCCAUCUUGAGGAGAGUGAAACAUCCAAACAUCGUCCUCCUGAUCGAGGAGAUGGACGUGCCAACUGAGCUGUAUCUUGUAAUGGAGUUAGUAAAGGGUGGAGACCUUUUCGAUGCCAUCACUUCCACUAGCAAAUACACAGAGCGAGAUGCCAGCGGGAUGCUGUACAACCUGGCCAGUGCCAUCAAAUACCUGCACAGCCUGAACAUCGUCCACCGUGACAUCAAGCCAGAGAACCUGCUGGUGUAUGAGCACCAGGAUGGCAGUAAGUCACUCAAAUUGGGUGACUUUGGCCUGGCCACAAUUGUCGACGGCCCCCUCUACACAGUCUGUGGUACCCCAACAUAUGUGGCUCCAGAAAUCAUUGCAGAGACUGGAUAUGGCCUCAAGGUGGACAUCUGGGCAGCUGGCGUGAUCACUUAUAUCCUGCUGUGUGGUUUCCCUCCAUUCCGAGGAAGUGGGGAUGACCAGGAGGUGCUCUUUGACCAGAUCUUGAUGGGCCAAGUGGACUUUCCAUCUCCAUAUUGGGACAAUGUGUCAGAUUCUGCUAAGGAGCUCAUCAACAUGAUGCUGUUGGUUAAUGUGGACCAGAGAUUUUCAGCCGUGCAGGUCCUUGAGCACCCCUGGGUUAACGAUGAUGGUCUCCCAGAAAAUGAGCAUCAGCUGUCAGUAGCUGGCAAGAUCAAGAAGCAUUUCAACACAGGCCCCAAGCCGAGCAGCACAGCAGCUGGAGUUUCUGUAAUAGCAACCACCGCUCUUGAUAAGGAGAGGCAGGUUUUCCGACGAAGACGCAACCAGGAUGUGAGGAGCCGGUACAAGGCACAGCCAGCUCCACCGGAACUCAACUCGGAAUCGGAAGACUACUCCCCCAGCUCCUCUGAGACUGUUCGCUCCCCCAAUUCGCCCUUUUAAUAAGACCCUUUUACUCCAAGUCCUAGCUUAACCCUUUAAGACUCUGAGAUUCCCCCUCCCCCCAAACUUCUGUAAAACAGGUUCAUCUGAUCGAUCUAGCACUCAGUGCUGAACGGCAGAACGGAAAGUAUGUUUUGGGUACCUUUGUAGCAAGUUCCCUUUACUGAAUGAGAAGGCAUGUGGUGUUUGUGACAACAGUAAUUUGCUGCUAAUAGGGGUCCUUAAAGGGUUAAGGCUAAUUUGUGAUUUUUUUUUAACAUAGAAGUAAUGAAUGUUUUCAUCAGUCAAACUAGGAUCUGCAGUAUGUAACACAGCAUAUGCUACCCCUCUGAGUGCAUAGAAUUUUCUUGAGAAUCCCUGCUGGGGAACUUUUCAGACCCCUGAGUAUAUUCACACAUAUUUCUUGAUUUUACUGCAGACCAAGGGGCGUCAUUGAGACCCAAAAUCUCCACCCCAAGAAGAAUAUGGGGGAAUGGCACAUUGCUGAUCCUUCCCUGUGGGUUUAGAAAAUGACAGGUUUUACACUUCCCUUAUGAAGAAGGGAAGUCCCUUUUCCUAAGCAGUAAACUGGUUAGCUGCAAAGACUUCUCUGCCUUGGUGGGAGGGAAUUAGCUCUGUGGCCACCUAACCCAAGGGAUUGGCAGUGUCUCUCCCUGUCUCCAUACAAAGAUGUGCUGAUGACGCCCCUGAAAUGCUGCUUCCCCAAUGGCUGCUGCUAAUGCCAGGCAGACCCUCGGGGAACCACCUAGCCUUGGCUUGUGCUUGGUGAGUUGGGAUCUGUCUGCUCAGGAUCAGAAGAGCUCAAGAAACAACUGGUAAAAUGAGCAAUAAAUUACCAGGUGCUCUACAGGGCUGGGAAUCCAACCAGCAUGGGAAAGCAAGGCUCUGUGUUGUUUUUGUUUUUGUUUUUUGUUUUUUUUUUCUCAGCUGCUUUUACACAGGAUGGUAACCACCGGUGUGAAACCAACACAGACUGGAAAAGAUCUGGGGCAAGAGGCUAGUGCUUUGCAGAGAGGCAGAAGGAAAAGUUCAGAGGAAACACAAUUCAAAAGGUUCUAAAAUGGGAUUCAUAGAAACAAACCGACUUCAUGAGUAACUCUAGGUACCAGGAAGUCAGUACCAACAAGUCUCCCAGAAGAUACCUUGGGAGGCUGAAGCCGCCACUCCCCCUCAUGAUUUUCUUUACUUUAGCAUGGUCUCUAGUCCUCCAGGAGGGGUGUGUUGCUUUUCUGGUUUGGGCCCAAAGCCUGUGUGGGAUUGAUUUUUCACUCCUGUUACACAAUCUGUCCCCCAGGCCUGAGUUUCUUCAGGAGCCUAUUGUGCUUCAGAAUGUGGGCUUUGCUCCCUCUUCAUGACAUCCGUGCUCCAGAGGGACACAGGGGUGUGAGGGAGGCAAGACCCAGCCCAACCAAUGCCCUGACGUUUUCUCAGCGUUGACUCAGGAGAGAACGAUCUUAGACUCCAGGAUGGCUGCAAGUUCCUUGUUUGCUCGUUCUUGCAUUGAAUGUACUUGGACGUCUUGAAAGUUAUGAACAACCUUCCCAUAGUCAGGUCUUUAUUUUUGAACUCUACACUGAUCUGCAAACUGCCAUGUUUAUACAUAGUCAUGAAACUAUGUUCUGCACAUGUAUAGAUUUUUAAAUGACAGAAUCCCACAUUUCCUGCUCUUUCACAUUUAAAUAUGACAGUUAUUUAGAUUUUUUCCUUUUUGGGAGUCCAGAAACAAUACACAUAAAAAUCACAAAAUGGUAUAAAUCCAUAUAUUAUUAGAAUUGGGUGUUGGGACAGGGUACAGACCGUCAGGAAGGGCAUCGAUUUGUAGAUAGAGUUCAUAUCGGUGAAAGACUAGAACUGGUUGGAAAUCGCUGCUUCCCCUGGAACAGAAAAACAAAGUGCUUUUCUAAUCAGCAAGUAAUGGCAUCGCUGAGCCUCAGCUCCAUGUGUGUUACUAUAAAACACCCUGUGGCCAGUAGCAGAUUGCCGCUCUCCUUUCUCUGAAUUACUGCUUUCCCCAGUCAUUGACGUAUGGCCACAGCAUCCAGGACUCCUCACGGUGCAGGAGUAUGGAAUGUUUCCAUCAACAUUUUCUCAUCAUGCUGCAGAAGGGCAGCUCAGAAGAAUCCAGAGCCCAUUCAGAAGGAUGAUCACAGCGCAUCCCUAUAGAAUUUCAGUGAUCUACGCUGAAUAAAUAGUGGAAUGUAACCUGUCAAGUAGAAAUAUUGAGCAAUCAGAUGGAAUGCAGUAAUUCAGUAAUCUUGCCAGCAUUAAGCUACCAAGACCCUAGAUGUCAGAGCUGUAACUCAGAGGGCAAGCAGACAAGCAUGAGCUGAUGACACCCAGACUGCUUUGUUUUCACCCAACACAAAUACCCUCCCCUCAACAUUCUCAGAAUAGCUCCAGUUUGAAAUAAUUAAGUGGUGGUCUUCUCUGAAUUUCUAUAACCAAAUCAAUCUUAUUUUUUAUUUUGUGUAGCAUAGAAUAAACUAUGUGCCAUUAAGGCUGUGUAUCGCUGUAAUUAUCCACUGACCCAUCAUGACUGUUUCCAUCUUUUUGCGUAUUGAAUAUAACUCUUAUGGUGGUAGUCUGGUGAUGGGAAUUGCCCUUCCUUUACUAGCAAGACCAAUCUUGUGGUAUUGAAAUGAUACUUUCAGUUUGAGAGUAGCGUAGUUGAACACUCCUUCCUCACUUGCUUCCUGUAAAUCAAUUCUGUAGAUGAGACCCAUUCUAUUAAUGAAUAUAUUUCCCCAUCAACAUUAUAGAAGGAACCACUUUAUUUGUCAUGAUCAAUAAAUGUGUGAAUUGUUCCAAACCAUUAGAAGGAAAAGUUAAGGUCUUUAGUCCCUGGAAAUGUUCUGGCUGUAGUCUUCACCUAACUCACGUGUGGUGUGUAUUAACAUAAGUCAAGGGGAAAUAUGAAUAAACAUCGGAAAACACUUGAUGCUUUUGCGUUCACUGAGAUUUCCCUGUAGUCUGCUUAGCCCGCUUAUGAGUGGUGGUUAACAGGCCUGUCACACAGCACUGAGAGAGAAUAGUAUAUCUGUGAAUGGGGGCUAAAAUGGCAGUCCUUUACCCUUUGAGGCAUAUUUCAGUUGGAAAACAAAAACACAGGAAAGAAAAAUUGUCUCAGAGGGCCACAGAGCUACCGAAUCAACAGGACUCAAGCACGUUAAAUCAUGGCUGUUUGCUGGCCAAAGGCAUCGGCCAGACAACUCUAUCCCCUGUGCUGAAGUGCAGUUGUGCUGAGGGAGAAUUGUCUCCACAUUAUUGUUCUGCCUCUAGCCCUUCUCUGGGUAAAGUCCUGUCAGCAUUUCCAUGAUAAACUGGAAGGUUUUUAAUUUGACCAUAAAAAUGUGCCUCAGGCUAAAGUUUGCUAUUCAGGGCCUGUGCUAAAGAGUGAAGGGACACACCUCACCCUUCUCAACUCCCCAGGAAAAGUCAACAGCAAGAUGUCUGGUUCAUUGCCUUUAUUGUGAUUCCAGAGUCUUGGAAUGCACCAAGAUCCAAGAUGGUAAUUUUAACAUAACUAUUCAUUUGGAUAAGUUCUUUUCAAAUGCCUCACCUAACAUAUAUUAUAAAAUAAUUUUUAUUAUUUUUAACUUUUUUAAUUACAUGAUUCUCUCACUCUCUGUCUCUGUCUCUUUCCCCCUCUCUCUAUUUCUCUGUCCGCCCCUCUCCCCGCCUUUCUCCCUCUGUCCAAAGAUUUUUAAGAGCUUGAAUUCGAUCAGCUCAAAGGUCCACUUUUCCCAUGAGCUGCCUGCUACUUCCACUGGGACUUUGCAAAAAGAGUUCUCGGACCCAGGGGAGCACGGGUUUGCCUGCUGUGUGGAGAGUCAGAGACAUGCUUCUUUGGAAAUCUGGGUUUCCGGAAUCAUCAGAUUUCAUGAAGUCACUCUAGUUUGUUGGGAGAACAGCGGUCCAAAGAGCCCCCCCCCCCCACACACACACACAAUUAACACUUUUGUCAACUCAGAUUCGAAGCCAGAGUAAAAUAAUACACUUCCUACUUUCCUGUUUAAAGGCAAAUAAAUCAGAGAAACUUGAGGACAUAUGAAACAUUUGAUGACUGCAAAAGUAGUGUACACUUGGCCUGUACGGUGCUUACACAUGGAGCAGCUAAGAUCUGGGACCCUGGGGUAUCAGAUGGGAACUUGAGUUUGUAUGUAAUUACAUACAGAUGGGGGUGCUUUAAUCGGCCCUUUUGUUUUUUUAAUCAUCUCAAAUAUGCAGCCAGCCUUCCAGUAGCACUAAGGGUCAUAAACUGAUGGGAAACAGGAAAUCCAAGGUAGAGGUUUAGAAUGCCUCGGCUCUGCAUUUUUUGUUUGUUUCUGUUGCUGCCUCUAACGCGGAGGCCUCUCUGGUCAUUUUUCAGUAAGUGAGCAUCUAACUGGCAGGUGCCACGAUCAUGCCGUUUGCCCAUGGAGACAAGGGGUGUGGAUUUAUUGCUUUCUGUCAAGAAAAAGCAAUCUCUCAACCGUACCUGUAAAUUUCCUCAACAUUUUUUGAUCAAUUAAACUGAGACCCCCCCUUAAUGUUACUUUAAUGUAAAAUUGUAUAUUUUUGACUGUGACAUACUUUAUUAAUUUUAAGUAAUUAGUGCUUAAGCCUUCAGAACUGUUGGUAUUAAGAGUAGGACUUUAAAGUGGUGUUAAACAACUUAACAAUGCUAAUUCAUUCCAACUCACUUGUAGUCAGGGACAGAACCAGGAAUAGUUCUCUGAGAAGUCUCUUACUUGCCCCUGACAUUAAAUCCUCGGUGUGUUCAAAGAAUAAAUAAAGAGAAAUUGAAGCUGGUUCAAGGUUAGAGUCAUAUCCUUGACAACUUUUUAAAAAUUUUUUUAUUAGGAAAUUAAUAUUAGCCUUUUUCAUUCUGGCUGAAAGAGAAUUAUUAGAGGAUUAGUUGAGUGUGAAAUUGAAUAGUUCUUUGCCCCUGCAUACUAAAGAGGUGGGCUGGGGACUUGACACAUUUAACAAGUUUCCCUCAAGGUUUUGACUUGGAGAAAACAAAUUCAACAUUUCCUUUGGGGAGUCCGCCCUUGUCACUGGCUGCAUGGAUCGGAUGACGUAGGUUAGUGUCUGAUUUUGGAAUCCCAAUGAAAUAACUUUCAAACGAUUUGUCCCCAUGAUUAAAGGUGGAAUGGUAUCCAAUUUUCCCCCUAAUCCUUCAGUUCAAGCUCAUAAAUUGUAGGUGAAUGUGGAAUGAAAUCAUCUGUGAUCUAUUAUGUUCAUUUACCAAAUGAGCUCUUUUGAUGUUGCCUGUUUUUAUGUAAAACAUGUUCUUAAACUAAUAAAGUAAUAUCUCUUGGUGUAAAAACUA
Molecule: messenger RNA, 7833 nt
Organism: Apodemus sylvaticus (European woodmouse)
Lineage: Eukaryota; Metazoa; Chordata; Mammalia; Rodentia; Muridae
Gene: Dclk1
Product: doublecortin like kinase 1
Exons: 17
Coding region: 249-2519 (756 amino acids)
Biological process (GO): retina development in camera-type eye; protein phosphorylation; neuron migration
Cellular component (GO): axoneme; neuron projection
Molecular function (GO): ATP binding; microtubule binding; protein kinase activity
Source: RefSeq, a predicted model, not a curated record